This is a messenger RNA of Silurus meridionalis, 2476 nucleotides long. RefSeq names its product AE binding protein 2 (gene aebp2). The record is from RefSeq and is a predicted model, not a curated record. NCBI's taxonomy places the organism in Eukaryota, Metazoa, Chordata, Actinopteri, Siluriformes, Siluridae. Gene Ontology annotation, cellular component: ESC/E(Z) complex. Bases 365 to 1657 code for a protein of 430 amino acids. Gene Ontology annotation, biological process: regulation of transcription by RNA polymerase II. The transcript is spliced from 8 exons.
UUUUAUUUUUUUUAUCAAAUGUUUCAGUAUUAUAUUUACGAUAUUUUAUUAUAAUAUGAAUGUAAAGUUUUUUUGUCUUACAAUAAGGUAAAAAAAGAAUUACAAGUCUGAAAGCCAGCCACUGGAACGCCAUCUUUCUUAACUGGGAAGUCGGAUAUCUUCGAGUUCCUGUUCUGUAUUUUGCUGCACGUUUGACCGAGGCAGCGUUUAACCACCACGUGGAGGCACCGGAGCGCUACGUCAUCGCGUAAGCGCCGCCCCUUAUGUCCCUUUGCUGUGCGCUCGCCUGGUAGCGGCCCGACGACGAGUGAUUUCCUUUCUCCUUCCUGUCCCCGAAACUUUCAGCACUGAGUUCCGCGACCCAAUGUUAAAGUCCGGCAUGGCUUCCGAGACAUCUGAGCAGGACUCCCCGAACCCCGGCGACGAGCAGAAGGGCACGUCGAGCCCAGAGGCCCCGCGCGCUCCGGAUCAGGAACCGGCUGAGAGCGAGGCUGUAAAGAUGGACGAGAAUGGCGAGGAGAAGACCACGGCUUCCGACGAGUCCGACGGAACCCCGUCCAACGACGAAGGACUGAGCGGAGACGGACAGGAGGAGAAGGAGAUGGACACGGAGUCGGACGCGCCUGAGCUGAAACGCGCUGCGGAGAGCUCGGCCGACGUGACGGGGGAGCCGAGGCAAGAACAAAGGGAGGAGGAGAACGUGUCCUCUCCGCUCGACUGCGCCGCGAGGAAGCCCGAAGACAAAACGGGCACCGAGUUAAAGCGCAGGGCGAGUGUGGAGAUCUCCUCCUCCGACGGAGAGCCGCUCAGCCGCAUCGACUCCGAGGACAGUAUCAGCAGCACCUUGAUGGACAUGGAGAGCACAGCGUCCAGUGGACGCUCCACACCGGCCAUGAUGAACGGCCACGGGGGAGCAGCUCCAGCAUCUACCAAAGGUUCAUCAUAUCCCUGCUGUUGGGAUCAGUGCCCUCUGCUCUUCACCAGUAGCCCAGACUUGGCAGAACACAUCCGCUCAGUCCACGUGGAUGGUCAGCGUGGAGGGGUGUUUGUGUGUCUGUGGAAGGGCUGUAAGGUGUACAACACACCCUCCACCAGCCAGAGCUGGCUACAGAGACACAUGCUUUCCCACAGUGGUGAUAAACCUUUCAAGUGUGUAGUGGGUGGAUGCAAUGCCACUUUUGCCUCGCAGGGAGGACUAGCACGUCACGUACCCACCCACUUCAGCUCACAGAACUCAUCCAAACUGUCCAGCCAGGCCAAGCUGAAGGAGGAGUCGCCCUCUAAAGCUGGCAUGAGCAAACGGAGGAAACUAAAGAACAAAUGCAGGAGAUCAUUGCCUCGGCCACACGACUUCUUUGACGCACAAACGAUGGAUGCCAUCCGUCAUCGUGCCAUCUGUCUCAAUUUAGCAACCCACAUUGAGAGCCAGGGCAAGGGCCACAGCGUGGUGUUUCACAGCACGGUCAUUGCAAGACGGAAGGAGGAUUCAGGGAAGGUGAAGGUGCUGCUCCACUGGACUCCAGAGGACAUACUGCCAGACUCAUGGGUGAGUGAGAGUGACCGACCACAGAUGAAAACCAAAGUGGUACAUCUCUCACAGCUGCCUCAGGACACAGCUGUGCUUCUGGACCCCAACAUCUACAGGAUGUUUUUCUAGAAGCACCAUUGCCUGCUGAUGUUUUCAAACUCAAGUGGACUUGUGGAUCUCUAGAGGCAGGAGUUCAAAUUCUUCUUACUGUUCUAUUUUUUUUUUUUUUUUUUAAAGCCCAGAAUUUUAAACGUGUUUUCAGUCUAUGAAGAGGAAGAAAUUGCACAAUAUCGGACUCUGACUGGUGCUAGACUUUUAAAAUGCUUUGGUUUUUUUUUUCUUAAUACCACUAUCGAGUUCAAGUUGAAUUGCUCUCCCUUUGUCCACAGCUUUCCUCACUAGCUUUAUAGAGAUCGUAUAGAUGUAUUUGUUGAGAAAGUGCCCAUGUAAAUAUGCCUGGAGAUUUGUAAUAUAUUUUUGUACUGAAGAAUUUUACUGUACUGUAGAUACCUGUAAUAUUUCACCAACUUCAGGAAAUAUUACUGCACAGAGAGAGAGAGAGAGAGAGAGCGGGAUUAGUUCAUUUGCUUGGAACGCUAUGAAAGUUCCAACACAUUUUGAAAUGAAAAGAUUAGAUGUAGUGACCGCUUUCUCACUGCAGCGUUAGCCGAGUACUGCUCCAGUGUGCGUUACAGUAGAUGAGGAUGAUGUUAAUGUUCAUGUGUGCGCUCUUUCAUAGUGACCUUACUCUAGUUAUAUACGAGCCAAGGUUCCUAAAGACAUCCUAAUGAAAUGGUGCUACAGUAAACACUAGCAUUUUAGACUUGCAUAGAACAGGUUUUUUUGAUCGAUAACGAUCGUGCUCUGUAGUGUAAUGGAGUAACUCCACCCCAUGUACUGCUGGAUCCCAACUCUGUCUUUGUAGUAAAAACAGAAAGCAAUGCAGAA